AUGGCGGCGUCUCGUAGCAACAGAAACAGCAGCAGCAGUAUCAGCAGCAGCAGCACAAGCAGCAGAAGCAGCAGCAGAAGUAGCAGCAGCAGCAGCUGUAGCAGCAGUAGAAGCAGUAGCAGGAGUAGAAGCUGUUGCAGCAGCAGCAGUAGAAGCAGUAGCUGCAGCAGUGGCAGCAGCAGCAGAAGCAGUAGAAGAAGCAGUAGCAGCAUUCGAAGCAGUAGCAGCAGUCGAAACAGUAGCAGCAGCAGCAUACGCAGCAGUAGAAGCAGCAGUAGCAUCAUCAGUAGCAGCAAUAGCAGUAGCUGCAUCAGCAGUAGCAGCAGUAGAAGGUGUAGCAGCAGUAGCAGUAGUAGCAGCAGAAGUAGCAGUAGUAUUAGUAGCAGACGUAGUAGUAGUAGCAGUAGUAGCAGCAGAAGCAGUAGUAGUAGUAGUAGUAGCAGUUGUAGUAGUAGUAGUAGUAAUAGUACUAGUAGUAGUAGUAGCAGCAGUAGUAGUAGUAGCAGUAGUAAUAGUACUAUAAGUAGCAGUAGUAGCAGAAGUAGUAGUAGUUGUAGUAGUAGUAGUAGUGUUAGU
Messenger RNA from Dreissena polymorpha, 576 nucleotides. RefSeq lists its product as uncharacterized. The transcript is spliced from 2 exons. The annotation marks the transcript as partial. Lineage: Eukaryota; Metazoa; Mollusca; Bivalvia; Myida; Dreissenidae. The record is from RefSeq and is a predicted model, not a curated record.